AUGAAGGACUCGGGCGAGAUGCACGAUCGGGAGGGCUUCUGCGCGCGGCUGCUCCGGCUGGCGGACACCCAGCCGGACAAAUUGGCCGUGGCGUGGAUCGACGAGAAGGGCGUCGAGUGCGGGCGGCUGUCCUACCGCGAGCUGUUCGACGCCGCCGCCAGGGUGGCAUCCGGCCUGCUGGGCAGCCAGGUGGCCGCAUCCCCGGGGGACCGGGUGCUGCUGGUGUUCCCCCCCGGUCUGGACUUUCUGGCCGCUUUCGUGGGCUGCCUGCUGGCGGGGGUUGUGUCCGUGCCCGUGUACCCGCCCAACCCCAAGAAGCUGUCGACCGACCUCAAGCGCCUGUGCGCCAUCAAGAGCGCGUCAUCGUGCAGUGUCGCCCUCACUUCGGCGACGUUCAAGGCCGCGUCCAGCCUGCUGAUGCUCAGCUGCCCAGGCGAAUGGCCAGAAGACCUGUCCUGGUAUUGCACUGACUUCCUUGGGAGCGAUGCCAGCCUGUUCAACGGCUUUGGUCUGUUGAACCAGGCAUGGAGCUGGGGCCUGUCAAAACUUUCUGGCCAGGACAGCAGCGAAACGCAGGACACACAGUUGCCACCCAGCGCGGUUGACUGGCAUGCCAGGGCAGCGUGCUUCGAUGCCUCCGACAACGUUGCCUAUUUGCAGUUCACCUCGGGCAGCACGGGCACCCCAAAAGGCGUGAUGAUCACGUACAAGAACCUUGCUGCAAACAUCCACCAAAUGAAUCUGUUCAUGGGACCAAAGCAAAAGGAUUUGGUAAACGUUUCGUGGCUACCACAGUACCACGAUGCGGGACUGGUUUGUUCGACGCUGCUCGUCUUGUACGAUGGAGGAUCUGUGCACAUGAUGUCUCCAGUGACUUUCUUGCGCGACCCACUGCUGUGGCUGCUGUAUAUCAACAAGAUGCGGGCGAAUGCGACUGUGGCACCCAAUUUUGGAUAUGAGCUCAUCAUCAAGAGGUGGCUGGCUUUGAAAGCUGAUGAGCGGCCACCUUUGGAUCUCUCGUGCGUGAAGAUUGCUGCCAGCGUGGCUGAGCCAGUUUGGCAGAGCACUGCGCGGACUCUUUUCAAGGUUUUUGGACCAGUGGGCUUCUCGCCUGAUGCCUUCAUGCCUGGCUAUGGCCUGGCAGAGGCGGUUGUCGCAGCCACAUGGGAAAGGGGUGGCCUGAUUUGCGAUCCUGACAAUGGCCGUGUUGCAUGCGGUCCCGUGGGUUUGCCAGGGGCACCACAGAUCAGAAUCGUCAAUCCGCAAACAUGCGAGGAGGUUCCCGAACGCAGCACUGGGGAAAUUUGGGUGUCGGGGCCGAAUGUUGCGAUAGGGUAUUGGAACCGGAAAGAGUUGAGUGAAGAAACGUUCUACGCUUCCGUCAAGAGCUUGCAAGGGAAAGAUGCAAGAUAUUUGAGGACUGGCGAUGAGGGUUAUGUGCGAGAUGGCCACCUGUACAUCUGUGGGCGAAUCAAGGACAUGCUCAUAGUUGGGGGAAGAAAUAUAUAUGCAACGGAUGUCGAGAAAACGAUCCAGGAAGCCUGCCCUGAGUUGAGGCCUGGCUGCAUCGCUGUUUUCACCAAGGCCCUGCCAAACAGUGUAGAGCAGGUGGAGAACAAGGUGUCCGUUGUGGCGGAAGUUAAAGACUCGUGGGACACUGAGGGAGGGCAUUCGCAGCUGAUGGGGCGAAUUGCGGGUGUUGUACAGCAGGGCCAUGAAGUGCUUGUGGAAACUAUCGCGCUUAUUGAGCCCAGGACCAUCCCAAAGACGACCAGCGGGAAGGUCCAGAGGUUUAAAUGCCGUCAGCGUCUGCUGGACGGCGAGCUGACCAUUGUGACAGGCGGGCUGUCAAGCGAUGGCUCGUGUAGCGAUAUGGAAGCAGAACCUCCUGCAGACGCCUCUGAUGACACAGUGACACAUGGGUCUGUUGGGGAAAAGGGAUGCGGAUCUUCAGAUGCAAUGCCCGAAAGCUUCGAUUGCGGAGCUUGGCUCAUGAGGCUCUUCAAGAAGCAUGGUGUCCGUGACUUCUCAGUGGGUUUGACAGCCAAUGGCGUGCCAUCUGUGUCCCUGCAGGCUGUGCUGCAGGAUAUUUCUGACGUGUGCAUGGUGCGACUGGACAUUGCCGACUUGAUGAACCACUCUGUGGAAACAAUCAUACAGAUAAUCCGCAAGCAGGCUGCCACCAGGCUCAGAUUCAAUGUGGCAGUGUGGUCCGUCAGGCUGCAGCAGUCGGCUUCCUAUCCCAACCACCGGCCUGCCGUGGCCCUCUGGAAAAGGGCAGGCCAUCUGGCGUUCAGAGAGGUUGGCCAAACGUGCGCAAACGUUUGUGCAGAUAUGAGAGGGGCACCCAGCCCGCAAAGCAGCCGUCCUGUGGUUGACAAGCACCAUCUGUCGAUGGAGCGGCGCGGCGAGGCACUGCCGUACGUGGCGCAGGUGCUGAUCGAGGCUGUCGGCAUCGUGCUAGUGCUGCUCUUGAUGGGUGUCGCUCUGUUGCCGGGGCACCAUUUUGAUGCAGCAGCACCGGAGACCAGCAUGACGAGCCCUGCAGCAAAAUGGACGUUCCGACACCUGGUGGAUGGCAUCCUGGCCCCUGCUGCUUUGUUUCCGGCUUUGUUGAUGUCUUGGCAGCUGUCUUUCUCAUGCAUAGUAAUCAUCACCAAGUGGGUGGUGAUAGGGCAGUACAAGUCACAGUGCCUGGCCAUGUGGUCUCCUGAUUUUUUCCGGUGGUGGCUGGUGGACAGACUCGUCUCUGUGUGGGAGAUGUUUGUCGGCAGUUUCAUCUCCGGCACCUGGCUCGCGAAUUUGUUCUAUUACAGUAUGGGAACGGAUUGCCCCAUUUUUCUUGCAUCUAUACAGUCUCCCAUUCGGGAAUUCGACCUUGUGAAGAUUGGCAGCAAUGGACAGGUAAAGGGCAGGAUUUUCUGCAGGUCCUUUGCUCCAAACAGACUUUGGUUCGCACCAGUUGUGUGUGGGAAGAGGAGUGUCGUCGACAGUAUGGCCGUCAUAAUGCCCGGCGCCACAGUCGCAGAGGAUUGCACGAUUGCACCACUGGCGGUGCUCUUGGAAGGCAGCCGGACGAAGCCAAACGCCAUCUUUUCCGGAAAUCCUGCCAUCAUGGUCGAAAAGAAGGGUCAGGCUCCACAGCUGAUGGAUGCCACAACCAUGGCCUACGAGGCGCUUGUGUCGUUCAUCAAGGGGGUCAUACUUUUGGCAUUGUUGUACAUAACAGCUGCAGCAGUAGGUCUGGUGUACGUGCUGUCUGGGGAGCUGAACUUGGGCUUCGAGGGCCUUUGGGACGUACCUGCGUUCCCCUUUGUGACAGCCUACUUUGGCGGUGCGACACUUGUGGCAGCACUGAGCAUUGGUUUGAAAUGGGCCUUGCUGGGAAGGGUGAAAGGUGGCCUGGUGCGCAACACACUGGGAAGGCGAUUGCGCACGUGGGCAGUGGAUGCCGCAGCCAGAGGGCCCAUGUGGAUCCUCACACCGUGGAUUAGGCGCUCCCCCUUGUUCAACAUGUACUACCGGCUGCUGGGCAUGAGGCUGCCUGUUUUUGCAUCGUCUGUUGGCCCUGGGUUUGUGCCCCCUUCUGGAGCGGACCUCGUCGCUCUGGGCCAAGGGAUCGCAAGCUGA
Messenger RNA from Ostreobium quekettii, 3630 nucleotides. Lineage: Eukaryota; Viridiplantae; Chlorophyta; Ulvophyceae; Bryopsidales; Ostreobiaceae. The record is from the annotation of a GenBank genome assembly.